Messenger RNA from Phycodurus eques (leafy seadragon), 3087 nucleotides. RefSeq names its product tripartite motif containing 107 (gene trim107). Bases 147 to 1616 code for a protein of 489 amino acids. Lineage: Eukaryota; Metazoa; Chordata; Actinopteri; Syngnathiformes; Syngnathidae. The record is from RefSeq and is a predicted model, not a curated record. The transcript has 2 exons.
CUACCUUUCUUUUUUUCCCAUCUGCAUCUGACUGCAUUAAAUGUGGCCCUUGAGCCCAUCCCUGUUUUUAUGGCUUCGGUAGGCCGGCUUGUAACUGGAGUUACAACACAGACUACCCUCCCCUCAACUGCAGGUUCCUGCUAACAAUGAGUAGCUGCAAAUGGUCUGACAACAUGUCUGCUCUGACAAACCCCGUCAUUACAAAUCCUGUUGAGGCCUUAGCUUCAGAUCUCUGCUGCCCCAUCUGCUUACAACUCUACUCGGAGCCUGUGUGUCUGCCCUGCGGUCACAUCUACUGCCACACCUGCAUUCAAACUCUAGGAGAAGGGCUAGACCAUCACUGCUGCCCUGAGUGCCAGGAAGGCUACCAGGGAAGCCAAGCUGUGGUGACCUGCUCCAAAAUGUGCAGCAUUGUCAAGUCGUACAAAGCUGCCGUGGGUAAAGCCAAGCUGCCUGCAUGUGGUGCAGUUGUGGAUGAGUGCAAAACAAAAUGCCACUUGGACGCAACUAAACAGAGCCCAGUAAGUGAAGGAAAUCACUUUAAAUCCAAAGAGUUAUCUUUGACUAAGUUUCGACUGGCAUCUCAAGUCACAGACCUGGCCCUCCAGUUGGAGUUGGCAGAGGAUGUGCUGAGGAAGGAGAAGGAGCAGGAAUUAGAGUUGACGGGCGCUAAUGAGCUGCUGAGAGAAAAGACGUCGGAACAUCUGCGGCAGCUCAACGAUGAGGUGCUGAAGUACAGCGUGGAGGUGUUGCAGCUGCUGGAUGAAGAGCUCUCUCCGGGCGAGGCCAGCGUGAGCCACAGGGUCAGUCAGGCCGCCGGUCUCACCAAGCAGCUGAGACAAGUUCUGCUCAGAGCAGAGUCUCUCCUGACGGAGGGAGUUGAGGCCACAUUUGCCAAAGACCUUCAAGACCUGCAACCACGCAUUACGGAGAUGAUGGGAAAAGCCAUCGGAGAAGCUGAGGAAUGCGUUGACUCAAAAGUCAACCCGCUUCAAGUCAUUUCCAAGUUGGAGCACAUGAAGGGCGAGCUCAGGGAAAGUCUCUGUGCCAUUCAUCACUCGCUUCGCAAUGCCCUCAACCCGUCUGAGGUGACGUUUGACAUCGGGACAGCUCAUGCUAACCUCAUCCUCUCGGAGGACUUGAAGACUGUGACAUUCAGCUCUGUCAGGCAGCUGUACCCGCCUUCUCCCCAAAGAUUCACCAGCUUCUUCCAGGUCCUUAGCUCCCAGAGCUUCUCGGAAGGCGACCACCGCUGGGAGGUGGAGCUCGACGGCUCUCCGUGGAUUGUGGGCUUGUGCUGCAGCGGGACACUGGAGCGUAGCGGGAUUUCCUCGGCGCUGGAAAGCAACCGAAACUCCUGGUGCCUGAUGUGGUUCGACAACUUGUUGACAGCCUUCGAGCGGGGUCGCGGCGUGCCGCUCAAGAGGACCACGGUGUCGUGCAGGAUCGAGAUCAGGCUGAGCUUCAUCAGCCACACAUUGAGCUUUUACAACAUCAGCCCCACCUGCGGAAAGACACUCCUUUCCACAUUUGAAGCUAACUUGAUUGAGCCUGUGCGCCUGGCUUAUAGAAUGAUCUCAGGUCACCCUAAAGCAUGUGUCACCAUCUUUUCAUAAUACCUUUUGGUCGUCGCAUCUCUUGCAUUUGGUAUGUGGGCUUACCUGACAUCAACCACCUCUUAGUACCACUAUUGUAGCUAUUAUAGAAACUGUCAAUAUUAUACAAAAAUGCAAUACAACGGCAACGUGGUGAAUUACAGAGGAAAGGUGACAAUGGUGGAUAAGGAGUACAGGAAGAAUUGCGAAGGCGUUAGCAAGUGCUGAUGGAGAUUGCCUCUGUGUAAACCCACUUGUGAGAGCACACGUGUUUUAAUUCAUAUUUCACAUGUUUACUGAGGCACAAUCGAGACAAUAUUACAUCCUAAAUACUUGAAAAAGUUGAUGUGGCAAAAUAUGUCCCCUUCAGUGGUAACAAGGGAGCAGCAAAUGACAAUGCCCAGUAAUGAUUGCAAUGAGUUAAGCCAACACUAUUUACACCAGCAGCACAGUACCCUAGUAUUUAGCACAUUUGCUUCACAGUUCUGAGGCUUUGGGGUUCAAAUUAGAAUGUGCAUGUUCUCCCCGUGCUUGUGUGGGUUUUCUCCGGCUACUGUGGCUUCCUUCCAUAUUCUAAAAACAUGCAUGCUAGGUUAAUUGAAGACCAAGAAUGUAAGCGAGUGUAAAUGGUUGUUUAUGUGCGCUCUGAUAUUGGCUGGCGAGCAGUUCAGGGUGUACCCCCCACCUUACACCGAGUCAGCUGUGACCUUCAUGAGGACAAGUCCAAUAGAACAUUGGAUGAUUGUGAAGAGAUAUUCUCACUAAAGGCGAAGGUAAAGAAAAAUAGCUGUAAAAUAUGUGAGGUGCUGUCAACUCUGUCCAAUUUGUCCCCAUGCAUCACCCCACCUGUAUACCUCUACAAAGCAUAUGAAAUCGAGAAAAAAAUCAUUAUGCUGACUUUUGGUUGACACUGUCAGAAAGAUAUUAAUUUAAUGGUAUGCACUUUUAGUGUGGUUGUAGUUUGCUGUGAUGUUAAACUGCACCGCAUCAUACUGAUAGCUUUGUCUAUAUUUCCACACUUGUGUCGCUAAACGAGGUAAUAUUGUAUUCGAAACAGCUCUCAGUAUGAUCCAUUGCAGUUCUACACGACAGCCUGGUAUUCAACUAAAUAAAAUAAUUAACACUAAACAUGUUUGUCUCUGUGUUUGACAAUUUAAUUAUUAUAAUAAUUGUUUUCUGUUAGUGUCUUUAAAAUACUGUAUGAAAUAACCUGGCCAGUCGGCACAUAUGUACAUAAACAAUAUGCACAUUGUGGGUUAAGUUGGCAAAUGAUCAGGCGCUGUAGUCUCUGUUUCUCAUAUUUUAACUCGGGUAACAGAAAAUUGGCUGCUAUUGCUUAAAAUCUGUUGCUUUGUGCGGAAAUGUCAUAUAUGUCAAUAAAAAAGUAUAAAUGUUUAAGUGUCACUAAUAUCAUUUAACUGUAUGAAGCAGGGGUGGGCAAAGCAUUGCCCGUGGGCCACAUACAUUGCGCUCCAUGCUUUGAUCCAGUCCA